AUGUUUGUGCCAUUUCAGUUUCUUCUUCUUCUCCUUCUUCUUCUUAUCUCCAGAGCGUUUCACUCGUCUUCCGAGUAUUUAAUCGGCGUCGGAAGCUAUGACAUCACUGGUCCCGCCGCUGACGUCAACAUGAUGGGCUACGCAAACUCCGACCAAAUCGCCUCCGGGAUUCAUUUCCGGCUACGAGCUCGGGCCUUCAUCGUCGCUGAGCCCCAAGGGAAUCGCGUCGCGUUUGUGAAUCUCGACGCGUGUAUGGCGUCUCAGAUCGUUACAAUCAAAGUCCUUGAGCGUCUCAAAGCAAGAUAUGGUGAUCUUUACACAGAGAAGAAUGUGGCGAUAAGUGGGAUUCACACGCAUGCUGGUCCAGGAGGAUAUCUUCAGUAUGUCACAUAUAUUGUGACGUCGCUUGGAUUCGUUCGACAAUCUUUUGACGUCCUCGUUGAUGGCAUUGAGCAAACCAUUAUCCAAGCUCACGAAAGCCUACGUCCUGGUUCCGUUUUCGUCAACAAAGGGGAUCUCUUGGAUGCUGGUGUGAACAGAAGCCCUAGUUCGUAUCUGAACAAUCCUGCGGCUGAGAGGAGUAAGUAUAAGUACAACGUGGACAAAGAAAUGACGCUUCUCAAGUUUGUUGAUUCUCAGUCUGGGCCUAUCGGUAGCUUUAACUGGUUUGCGACUCAUGGGACUUCCAUGAGCAGGACCAACUCUCUGAUAAGUGGUGACAACAAAGGCGCAGCGGCGCGUUUCAUGGAGGACUGGUUUCAGAAUGGUCAGAAGAUUUCUUCAGAUAGCUCAAGUAAAAUCCCUCGGCGAGUAUCGACCAUUGUUUCUGAUCUCAGCAGAAACCACAGUAGACUUUUGGAUAUCGCAGCGAGUUUUAAGUCAUCUAGAGGACAGAAUGUGGCGAAGACUCUUGAUGCUAAAAUCCGAGUGAGAAAGGCUUCGAAGCGUAAAUUUGUCUCUGCCUUUUGUCAAUCAAACUGUGGUGACGUGAGUCCAAAUGUUCUUGGUACGUUUUGCAUCGACACUGGACUGCCUUGUGAUUUCAAUCACAGUACCUGCAAUGGAAAGAACGAGUUGUGCUAUGGCCGUGGACCAGGGUACCCUGAUGAAUUUGAGAGUACGCGUAUCAUUGGAGAGAAGCAAUUCAAAAUGGCAGUGCAGCUUUUUAACAAAGCUACAGAGAAGCUACAGGGGAAGAUUGGUUACCAACAUGCGUAUAUAGACUUCUCGAAUCUUCAAGUCACAGUUCCUAAAGCAGGAGGUGGCUCUGAGACGGUGAAGACAUGUCCCGCUGCAAUGGGGUUUGGUUUCGCUGCUGGAACAACUGAUGGUCCAGGUGCUUUUGAUUUCAAACAAGGAGAUGAUAAGGGUAAUGACUUUUGGAGAUUAGUGAGGAACGUGUUAAGAACACCUGGUCCGGAACAGGUCCAAUGCCAAAAACCAAAACCCAUUUUACUUGACACUGGUGAGAUGAAGACACCAUAUGACUGGGCGCCUUCGAUUCUUCCGGUUCAGAUAUUUCGCAUUGGUCAGUUAGUCAUCCUCAGUGUCCCCGGAGAGUUCACGACAAUGGCUGGAAGGCGUCUCCGUGACGCUGUGAAGUCAUUUCUCAUCUCUUUGGACAGCAAAGAGUUUGGCAACAACCUACAUGUCGUAAUCGCAGGUCUCACCAACACGUAUUCUCAGUACAUCGCCACUUUCGAGGAGUACGAGGUUCAGAGAUACGAGGGAGCUUCAACGCUAUACGGCCCACACACACUCACUGCCUAUAUCCAAGAAUUCAAGAAACUAGCCACAGCUUUGGUCAACGGUCAAACGCUCCCACGUGGGCCCCAACCUCCCGACCUUCUUGCCAAACAGAUCAGUUUGCUAUCGCCUGUGGUCGUUGACUCCACUCCUCUGGGAGUCAGCUUCGGAGACGUCAAAGCCGACGUGCCUCCAAAGUCAACGUUCAGGAGAGGCCAGCAAGUCAACGCGACGUUUUGGUCGGGAUGUCCCCGAAACGACCUGAUGACGGAGGGAUCUUUCGCUGUGGUGGAGACGUUGCGUGACGGAGGGAAUUGGGUACCAGUUUACGACGACGAUGACUUCAGUGUCAAGUUUAAGUGGUCGAGAGAGGAGAAGCUUAGCCCGGAGAGCCAAGCCACGGUGGAGUGGAGGAUACCGGAAUCUGCCGUGGACGGAGUUUACAGGAUAAGACAUUACGGUGCUUCUAAGUCGCUGUUUGGAUCGAUUACAAGCUUCUCUGGUUCUUCUAGCGCCUUUGUACUUAGUGAUAUUGUUACUAUGAGAAACAGCGAUUCACAG
Molecule: messenger RNA, 2307 nt
Organism: Thlaspi arvense
Lineage: Eukaryota; Viridiplantae; Streptophyta; Magnoliopsida; Brassicales; Brassicaceae
Source: the annotation of a GenBank genome assembly